AUGAUCUCUCCAUUCUUGUCAUUUCCUAAUAUAUUACUUGCUUCUAGUAAUCAAACACAAGCUGCUAUGUCUACAACAGAAGUAAAUAAGUGGUUAUAUAUUUUAAAGGGAGUUUCUAUUUUUCAUAUUAUAUUUGGUUCUAUAGGAUUACUUACUCCAAAUAUAGUUUGGGCAAUAUUUCAAAUUAGUACCUUGGGAUGUUUUGGUUUAUAUAUAUCUAUAAGGAAAUCUCCCAUAAAAUAUUAUUUGAUGUAUUAUUUGAUAUCAGUUUUCCAAAUAAUAGUGUGUAUAUUACUAGUAAUUAGGAAUUUGAACUUCUUACAAGAUAUUAUGAAGAAUUCAGAUAAUUCAAAGGUUAUUGAACCUUAUAUAGGAGAUAAACCUGAGAUGGUUCAAUUGACUAUUUGGUCUUUACGACUUAGUAUAUUUUCUUCUGCUAUAUCCUUAGUAUUUUGUACUGCUAGUAGCUACUUUAUUUGGCAAAUAAUUAACUAUGUAUUGAAUCAUUCUCAAUACGAUAUCUUAAAUAGAGUUGAAGAUAACCAAAAUGAGUAUCUUAAUUUUUAUAAUAUGAAUAAUUCCAAUAUAUUAAGUACAAAUAACAAUAUGUUGACACCCAAUACAGACACAUUUCAAGUAUUUUCAGGAGUUGGCAGAACUUUAAAAGAUAGUAUGGCAAAGUAA
Molecule: messenger RNA, 684 nt
Organism: Cryptosporidium muris RN66
Lineage: Eukaryota; Apicomplexa; Conoidasida; Eucoccidiorida; Cryptosporidiidae
Exons: 1
Coding region: 1-684 (227 amino acids)
Source: RefSeq, a predicted model, not a curated record